CGACGGAUUGUUGAGAUCGACAGUCAGCAGAGCGAUGAUCCCGGCUCGCUGUCUCUCGCGUCCGCUGCCGCUCGCGGCAAGGGCAACGGUCCCCAUCAGCACGGCCAGGAGGCUUCGACUAGCCAGCGACGGACCCGCUGGCACGAGACUAGGCUCGACGCUGACGCUUCCCAAGUCCGACUCAGAAAGCGCACCCCCGUCUGCGGCCGAUCCAAAGGAGGUGCCGCCCGGCUCUCAGAUCUCCCACCUCUACUAUGACUCCAUCUUCCCCUUGCGCUCGGGCAGGGCAGACCCACGAGCACUGCUCUCGAGACUGCAGGGCGAAAAGCCGCUCGAGUCGCUGAGAUACACCAUCGAGACAGAGGCUAGCAAUAUCGGCCAUGGCUUCCAGGUCGUUGGCGUGGAGGAGCGCCGCAAGGACGGUGGUGCCUUUGUCACGUUUGCCUACAAGACGGCAAGCGCAGCAGAUGACGGAAAGAAGACGCUGGACGACAUCAAGGAGAAGCUUUCCCCGACGUUGCAGCCAUUCCACCUCUCGAUGCCAUCGCUCAGCGCCAUGCUUCCCUCGGCCCUCUCGUCGCUGACGGCACCGCGCGCCCACCUCGUCCAGGGCACGCCGUGGCUCGAAGAUCUGGCACGAUACCCCUCUCGGACGAUCCGGCUCAACUUCACUUCGGGAAAGACGACGCUGACGGAGCAGGCCAUCUGGGAGAAGCUCCGUCCCUAUGGCCGUGUGCUCAAGCUCGACGUCGAUGCAUCCAAGGGCGUCGCAACGGCCGUGUAUGCACGCAUGCGAGCAGCGACAUCGGCGCGAAACUGUCUCUACGGCGCCGCUCUGGCCGAGGGGCAGACAGUGACCAUCGACUACGUGGAUCCGCUGCACUCGCACAAGAUCUGGGACUGGCUCACGUCGCACCCGCGCAUUGUCCUGCCCAUUGCCGCCUUCCUCCUGGGCACCUUGACCUACGCCGUCUUUGACCCGGUAAGGCAAUUCUUCAUCAAGACGCACGUCGAAGGUAUGUUCGACUGGGAGCACUACCCCAUCCUCGCCUGGAUUAGGGCAAAGACGACAAAGUACAUUCCAGCCUCAUACCGCUCUUUUACCUCCUCUGGCGACAACGAGGGGGAGGAGGGAGGCAAAGAGGUUACGGGCGACGAGGAGUGGUUCGAGAGGCGACAGGCGGCAAAGGAGAUCGAAGACCUGCUCAGGGAGGCACCUACUACAUUCAUCACCAUCGCUGGGCCCAGGGGCUCCGGCAAGCACAUGCUGCUGGAGCGCAGCGUCGUUGGCAACUCGUCGAUCAAGCACCUGACCAUCGACUGCGAGAGCAUUGCUCGCCAGGCCAAGGGAGGCGGCGAGGGAAGCCUCGUCGGCGCCGUGGCCUGUCAGACAGGCUACUUUCCCGUCUUUGGAUGGGUCAACUCACUCAACAAUCUCAUCGACCUCGCCGCUGUGGGUCUCAUCGGCUCCAAGGCUGGCUUCUCGACGCCCGUCGAGGAGCAGCUGAAAAAGGUGCUCAACGUCACGACAGCCGCGCUGGUCAGCGUAAAGGAAGACACGCUGGCCAAGAAGCAGAAGCAGCGCGCGGCCGAGGCGAAAAAGGCAAAGAAGGACAGCCCCUCUUCUACGGCCACGACACCUGCCACGAGUGCAUUGUCCAAGGCCGAGGGCAAAGAAGGGGAAAGCACUGGAGAAGCGAGUUACGAUGCGCCCGUCGUCGUCCUCGACAACUUCCACCACAAGGGCCUCAAGUCAGACAUGCUCUGGACCGUGUUGGCCGACUGGGCCGCUGAGCUUACGGCCUCGCAGACGGCCCACGUCGUCUUUGUCAGCGACAAUCCCGUGGCGAUGGGCAAGACGCUGAGCAGGGCCCUGCCCAACCAGCCUUUCCAGGGCGUCACCUUGGCCGAUGCCGACGAGGAGCGCGCGAGGAACUACGUCUUUUCAAAGAUCAAGCUGGCUGCCGAUGCCAAAGGGACGCAGGAUGACAAGCGAUGGAUCGACGUGCUGGGAGGACGGCUGACUGACCUGGAGAACCUCGUGCAGAAGGUGGCGCUCGGCCAGGACAUCCGGCAGGCCGUGGGCGAGAUCGUGGCGAGGACCGUGGUUGAGGUGCGCAAAAAUGCCUUUGGCGAUGACGUGGAAGACGCCAAGCUGCUGCCGUGGUCGCGCGCGCAGGCGUGGGCCCUCGUUUCGAAGCUCGCUGCUGCGUCGAGGGAGGAGGGCGUGUCCUACUACUCGCUCCUCUACGACGACUUCAAGGGCGACGAGGCUGCCAUCAAGGCCAUGGAGCAGGCUGAGCUCCUGUCUGUCAAGCACGUCGAGUCGAGGCCUUCGACCAUCCGCGCAGGCAGGCCCGUGGUGCAUGAGGCGAUGCGCGCCCUCGUCGAGGACACCGUCUUUGCCGACACGCAGAAGCUCCUCUCCAACUCGUCGGGCAUCGAAAAGGCAGAGGCGGAUGUGCAGGCGUGCGAGCGCGAGAUGCGCGAGCUGGCAGAGCUCAAGGCCUCGUCGACGGCCAUCAAGGACCGCUUGGACUGGCUGAUGGCAAAGAUGCACGAGGCCCAGGACAAGGUCAGGAAGCUCGAGGGCGCAAACGCAGACAUCAAGACGAGGCUGGCAGAGGCCAAAUAACUGUUUCCAUAUUGCAUAUUGAAUUCUUCCUUUUGUGCGACCGCUGCUGCUACUGCAAUACCACUCCCUUCUCCCCU
Molecule: messenger RNA, 2712 nt
Organism: Acaromyces ingoldii
Lineage: Eukaryota; Fungi; Basidiomycota; Exobasidiomycetes; Exobasidiales; Cryptobasidiaceae
Exons: 1
Coding region: 35-2635 (866 amino acids)
Cellular component (GO): mitochondrial inner membrane
Molecular function (GO): RNA binding
Source: RefSeq, a predicted model, not a curated record